Molecule: messenger RNA, 504 nt
Organism: Monosiga brevicollis MX1
Lineage: Eukaryota; Choanoflagellata; Craspedida; Salpingoecidae
Exons: 4
Coding region: 1-504 (167 amino acids)
Source: RefSeq, a predicted model, not a curated record
AUGCAUCACGAUGCUGUGCCCUCUGGAUUGCAAGGCUACCGAGUGGCCUGUUGUCUGGGCUUUGGCUUGGGGCUGGGUGUAGAUAUCCGGCUCACGCGCCGCAUUACCGCAAGCCUCCUGCUCGAUCUUCUGGGCACGCUAGCCACCCCUGCCUUUGUGCCUCGCUUUGGCAUUGUGCUCUGGGCUCGUCAGAAAAAGCUCUCCUCCUCAACCAUGCGGUUGAACCAGGAGCUUCGUGAGCAUUGUUCGCGCCAACAGCAUCAGCUGACCGCUGUGCCGGAGCGACUCGUGGCCGAGCAGGUCGACUGGUUGGAUCAAGGUGCACUUGCCAUUGUGAUGCACACUCGGGCCCAGGAGUGGCUGGAGCAGCUGCAAGAGAACGUUACCCGUGCGCUGGCGUGCGGGGCUUUUGUUCAAUGGUUGGGCCGAGAAACACCGAGUGUGGUGGCCGCUGCUGCGGAGCAAGCUCGGUGUGCGGCCCAGAUUGCUCGUGCCCACGCUUAA